Molecule: messenger RNA, 1403 nt
Organism: Nymphaea colorata (pocket water lily)
Lineage: Eukaryota; Viridiplantae; Streptophyta; Magnoliopsida; Nymphaeales; Nymphaeaceae
Product: UPF0613 protein PB24D3.06c
Exons: 9
Coding region: 220-1230 (336 amino acids)
Source: RefSeq, a predicted model, not a curated record
CAUUUUGCUUCAUUUUCUCGCGAGGGGAAUAUCCGGUUGCUGAUCUAGAGUGGCCCAGCUGCAGGCGAGCGACCAUCUUCUCUCUUUCUCUCUCAGUUUACUGUGAGAAAUCUGGGGUUCUCUGAUCCUUGAUCGGUGGGAAAGAGGAAGGCCAGCCGGUUGGAGAAAGCUGCGAAGUUUGGGAUUUCAAUUUGGUUUCAUGGGUGGAGAGAAAUUCCAAUGAAUCCAUCCGCUUCCCUCUCUUCUUCCUCGUCGGGUUCUUGGUUAUCUGGGAUCGUCCGCAGUUACACCGUCAAAUCGAGCACGCCCAAGAUGGCGAAUACAGCAAAAUCAGCGUCUGGUGAUGCCUCCUUCGGUUCCGGCCAACGGAAAAACCAGCUAGGUGGAGUUCUCUUCAAGUAUGGCCCCAACCCCGUCCAGGUUGCAUUCAAAACUGGAGAUUUCAAGCAACAAGUUAUUUUUAUUGGUGGACUUACAGAUGGUUUUUUGGCUACAAGUUAUUUGGAACCUCUAUCAGUUGCGCUGGAAAGGGAAAAGUGGUCACUUGUUCAGCCCUUAUUGUCAUCCUCAUAUACAGGCUAUGGCACCUCUAGCUUGAAUCAGGAUUUUUUGGAGAUUGAUCAAUUGAUUAGCUACUUGAUAAACAAGGAAGACUCAGAAGGUGUCAUACUGCUUGGCCAUAGUACUGGAUGCCAGGACAUUGUUUAUUAUAUGCGUAGAAACACCGCUUGUUCCAGGGCUGUGCGUGCAGCCAUCUUGCAGGCACCAGUUAGUGAUCGAGAAUAUCGAGCAACUCUGCCUGAAACUGCUGCAAUGAUUGAUCUGGCUGCAAAAAUGAUCAGCGAAGGUCGAGAGAUGGAAUUAAUGCCCAGGGAAGCAAAUCCUGAAGCUCCCAUAACUGCUUAUAGAUAUCACUCGCUCUGUGCUUAUAUGGGAGAUGAUGACAUGUUCAGUUCAGACCUUAGUGAUGAUCAAUUAAGAUUAAGGAUUGGCCAUAUGUCUAAUACAGCUUGUCAGGUCAUCUUCUCCAUGGCUGACGAAUAUGUACCUGAUUAUGUUGAUAAGAAAGCCCUAGUUGAGAGGAUAUGUAGAGCCAUGGGAGGAGCUGAGAAAGUUGAGAUAGAGUGGGGGAAUCAUUCCCUUUCUAACCGAGUCGAAGAAGCAGUGCAAGCAAUUUUAGAUUUUGUUAAGAGAGAGGUGCCAAAAGGCUGGGAUGACCCCUGGAGCUAGUUUUGCACCCCCUAUUCCUGCAUUUGAUUCGUCCCAUCGAACCAUAGAAUUUUUGCCGUCUCAUUGUUUGCCUUCUCCGUUGUGCCGUUCAUCUUGUAUCAUCCUAUUUCUUAGCUGCACGCUCAAUUUACUUCCAUUUUUUCCUCAUCAAAUAAGUCAUUUCUUAUUUUUCA